This is a messenger RNA of Aedes aegypti (yellow fever mosquito), 1976 nucleotides long. RefSeq lists its product as uncharacterized. Bases 691 to 1800 code for a protein of 369 amino acids. The record is from RefSeq and is a predicted model, not a curated record. NCBI's taxonomy places the organism in Eukaryota, Metazoa, Arthropoda, Insecta, Diptera, Culicidae. The transcript has 2 exons.
UUCCAAAGAUGCCCGGUAUUGGAUGCUGUCCGGUACUAGGGGAUCUCCCCCUAAUCAUUUCUGUAUUACAAGAUUGCAUGAUUAGUAAUUUGAGUGUCCAUUUCUCUAGAAAAGUGAAUUGAGUGACUUCUCAUUGCAAAACAUGACUUUUUAGUGACCAUCAUGAAAAAAAAUACUAACCAUCACUAAAUAGUUACUUGUUACUUAAAUUGGGCAGCUUACCCUAAUUUAGAGCAUUGUAAACGGAGCUACGUGUGUUUGCGACGUUUUCUUCCAUUUAAUGAAAAAGGACAAGAAAACAUCGCAAUCACAAAUUUUCUUCCUUUUUACAGCCAUGAAAAACAGUGAAAAACCAUCAUCAAACCACGGAGUUGUAAACUUUGAUUCAUAAACAAAAUUCGUAUUGUUUGGCACUUGUUGCGCAAAAAUCGGAGUGAAGAUUCUUUUGUUCGAUAGAUUUUUGUAAGAUAUCAACGAUUACAACGGGAAAACUCGAUAAAUGGCCUCAACAGUGCAUUAUUGAACAGGGAUUUAUUAAUUGCGUAGAAAAUAGCAGCAGUCUUGUAAAGAGGUGAAAAAUCGUCAUCCAUUUCGACGGAAUUUAUAUUGGAUCGCUAAAAUACUAAACAUAAUACUAUUGUGGAUAUUAUUUACUUCCGGUGUUCCAACGCACAGCGAAUCCGACCAACAAUGGCGUCGAGAAAGAUGAAAACAGCGAUGAAGCUGCUUCCGAUGCUUUACGAUAAUGAAAAUGUAGUAUAUUUGCUGAUGAAGCCAUUUGAUAAGACAUUAACAAACCAUAGGACCAUUUGUAAGUCAAUCAAAAAGGUCGCCGGCAAAUUCUUGUGUACUUACGAGAAAAAGGGUUUGUGCCUUAAUGUCUACAAUCCAGAUGCUGUUGAGAAGCUGCUCGCAAUGAAGAAAUUAUCCGAUGGCACACCCGUCGAAAUCAUCAUGCAUCCUACCCGAAACUACGUCCGGCGUGCGCUCAAUGUGGCCGAUUGUUGCGAUUUGUCGGAGAAGGAAAUACAACGGGAAUUAGCGUCACAGGGCGUUGUUAACGUUCGCCGGAUUAUGAAGCUGACCGACGAUGGCCAGAAGGAAAAAACGACUAUGCUGGUGCUUACAUUUUCCCGUUCGGUGAAAACGUUUACACCCGUUAAUAUUGGACAAUUGCAAUUGAGAACAUUCCCCUAUUACCCGAAUCUGCAACAGUGCUUCAAUUGCUGGGAGUUCCGGCACAUCAAGCCGGCGUGCCCAAAGAAAGUACCAACGUGCGGCAAGUGUUCCGGUCCGCAUGGCUCAAACAAAGAUAAUGUUUGCCCCAACCCUCCUUUCUGCAAUAAAUGCCAAUCCGGGGACCAUCCCAUUUCUAGCCAUGAGUGCCCCAAAUAUCAGACUGAGAGGCAAAUCACCAAAAUUCGAAUCAGUAAAGGUGUCUCUCACUGGGAAGCUAAGAAGGAAUAUGAAAAGAAAGCGCAAAAGAACACGGACGCCACGGUCAAGCAUCUCACUGCGCAGAUGACCACCAUGAAAGAGGCUCUGGAAAAGAAAGAUCGCGAAAUCAAAAUACUGAGAGCCAUCUAUGAGACCAUGCGGCUGGAGGAGGCGAAGAAUAGCCAUUCCCAGCAGGUCAAUGGAUCAUCGUCGAAAGGGUCCCAGGCAGAAGCCAAGACCAAGAAGGAGCCACCGGCCGAGAAGGACGCCCCCAAGUCAGCAGAAGAGGAACAAUCCUGUGGUAAAGCCAGCGACGGGACAACACGGCGCAAGAAGAAGGGUAAGAAGGGACGUGGCAAGUAAAAGGCCACAACGAAAUGCCCCAUUCGGCUUCUCAUAUUUAAUCACAUGCACCUCUACUCAAACAGUACAAUUACUCAGGGACUAUGCCAAAUUAUUCCCAAUAUUUAUGUUGUAUAUUAUGUGCUCUUUUAUUUUUGAAUUUUUUUUAUUGAAUUAUACUAUAUGUUCGCAAUAUG